This is a messenger RNA of Penicillium brevicompactum, 1311 nucleotides long. RefSeq lists its product as uncharacterized. NCBI's taxonomy places the organism in Eukaryota, Fungi, Ascomycota, Eurotiomycetes, Eurotiales, Aspergillaceae. Gene Ontology annotation, biological process: phospholipid biosynthetic process. Gene Ontology annotation, cellular component: membrane. The coding region runs from base 1 to 1311 and encodes 436 amino acids. The transcript is spliced from 6 exons. The record is from RefSeq and is a predicted model, not a curated record. Gene Ontology annotation, molecular function: phosphotransferase activity, for other substituted phosphate groups.
AUGAGCGCAAUCUACCGCAUGGUCCAAGGUCAGUCAGAUGAGAGUCGUUCUAUGCGAUUUGACCCUUUGCUCACUCAAGUGUACCUCACAGAGACCCAAGACUCCCUCUCCGACGAUGCCCUCCUGCCCCUUAAGUCCUACAAGUACUCGAGUGUCGACAAGUCAUUUAUUUCCAACUAUAUUCUGAGGCACUAUUGGAAUGCAUUCGUCGAGUUGGUGCCGAUGUGGAUGGCCCCCAACAUGGUGACCCUCCUCGGAUUCGUGUGGAUCGUGGCCAAUGUGUUCUUGAUUGAACUGGCAGUGCCGGACAUGGUGGGACCUGGCCCCGCUUGGAUUUACUUCAGCUUCGCUCUUGGCAUGUGGAUGUAUUCUACCCUCGACAAUGUCGAUGGAAAGCAGGCUCGUCGCACCGGAACAUCCAGCGGACUCGGAGAACUUUUUGAUCACGGAAUCGAUUCUCUGAACUGCACCAUGGCUAGUUUGCUUUCCACUGCUGCUAUGGGCUUCGGAUCUACUCAGCUCGGUGCCUGGACUGCGCUCGUUCCCUGCUUGGCCAUGUACUUCUCGACAUGGGAGACUUUCCACACCCACACCUUGUACCUCGGGUACUUCAACGGCCCAACCGAGGGUCUUCUGAUCGCCAUCAGCAUUAUGAUCGCGUCUGGAAUCUGGGGUCCUGGCAUCUGGUCGCAACCCAUCACCGACCUCAUCAACUGGCCCCAAGUCUUCGGUAGCAGCUCUAUCAAGGAUUUGUGGGUGCCUAUUUUGCUGGUUGGCUUCUUCCUCGGUCACCUUCCCGGAUGUGUUAUGAACGUGGCUGCUGCCCGCAAGAAGCAGGGCCUGCCUUUCACACCCCUUCUCAAGGAAUGGAUCCCCAUGGUCGUCUUCACUGGCUGCAACAUGGCUUGGCUCUUUUCCCCUUACUCGACUAUCUUGUCCGGCAACCACCUCGUUCUGUUCUGCUGGGUCCUCGCCUUCGUCUUUGGUCACAGCCCUUCCCCCUGCUGGACCAUUUUGUUGGCCCCGCUGGUCGUCGGCUCCGUUCUCAUCAACCUUCCCAUCCUUGGAUUCCCCGUCAUUGCUCCGUGGUUGGAGCUCCUUUACGUUUGGGUUUACCUUGGAUUCGCAUUUGUUAUCUAUAUGCACUGGGCCGUGCUCGUGAUCAACCGCAUUACUACCUUCUUGGGUAUCAACUGUCUCACCAUUCGCAAGGACCGCGGCCCCGCUCGCGACAGAGCUUACCGCAACCUUGCUGGUGAAACUCAGCUUGAUGACCCUCGUGCCUCAACCGACACCUCCAAGACCCACUAA